AUGUCUCCUGGUCGCAGGCGGUGGCCGCUCUGCUUGCUCAUGAUCACCUGGGUGAUGGCCGGACCUUCCCUGAGUGCAGAGUGCUCCGCCGAGAAAAUGGAAAAUAGCAUCAUCGAUAUCAACUUAUCUCUGCCCAGAGGCGUCAGGGGCGCAGAGCCACUGCACGCCCCAAGCCCAGCGGCUUGCGUUCAUGCCUGCUGCUCGGGGGAAAAGCUCUCAGGAGACAAGAAGUGUAAUCUGUUGAUUUUUGAUGCUCGAAGGACAAGCACGCAGCCAAACUGCUACCUCUUUUACUGCCCGAGUGCAGAGGCUUGUCCAAUGAAACCAGCAACAGGACUCGUCAGCUACAAGAUAACGAGAGACACCCCUGUCCCAGAGGAUCCAUCUUUCAAAAGUGAGUAUCUUUCUUCAGAUGGGCAUUCUUUGUCUUUGGAUGCUGGAGCCUUUAUUCCUCACAGCCAGCCUGGCCAUCAGAAUCCUGCUGCUGCUGUCUUUCCUUACGAAUCAGAACUCCAGAAGCAUGUGAGCAAGCAGUUAGACCACAGUGAAUUUCAUACAGUUCUUCCUGAGUCUCAAAGUGCAAAGCAUCCUGAGAACUUAGACCCUGUUCCAAGGCAGAACUUGCCACCAAAUAUGUCUUCUGCUGUUCGAAUUGGAACCCCAUCUGCUUUGUUCCCCACCACUCAGUCUAGAGCUCCUGAACCCAGCAGUACUGCUCCUACUCCUCUGCCCACAAGUACCACACAGCUGCAAUCUCACACAACAUCUCUGCCUACUGGUGAUACUAAACCUACUGCUCUCCCCACCUCCACCACCAGAGCUACCUUUCUGCCUACUGGGACCACUGGAGCUAAGUCUGGUCUCCCAGCCACCAGCAUCACUGUUACUCAUGUUCCUCUUUCCAGACACAUACCAACUUCUUCUACAACCAAGCAGGUGACCACAAAUUCCAGAUCUGCUACUGCCCUGUCAGGGCAAAGAACUUCAGCCUUUCCUCCCGAGCCAACAGGUGUCUCUUCCAACCAUACCAGUCAUGCCUCUCUCCUCUCUGCUUCAGAUUUCUGUCUGUCUACCAAGGAUUCCCUCACAUCUUCCCAAAACAACCCUGGGGGUUAUGACCCAUCUGACUCGGAAAGCAACCUGCUAGAGAGUGUUCUGAGAGGGAAAGGUGUCAUUGAGCUGGGUGAAGAAAUCAGCCUUAUAGCAGCUUUGCUUUUUGGGGUGAUAUUCUUAUUGCUAGUUAUUGCACUGACAGGGAAGAAAAUGUAUGAAUCCCUUCAGAAGAGGCAUUAUACCAGGUUGGAUUACUUGAUCAAUGGAAUGUAUGCUGAUGUGUGA
Indicator indicator is the source of this 1338-nucleotide messenger RNA. RefSeq names its product MANSC domain containing 1 (gene MANSC1). Lineage: Eukaryota; Metazoa; Chordata; Aves; Piciformes; Indicatoridae. The transcript has 3 exons. The record is from RefSeq and is a predicted model, not a curated record. Bases 1 to 1338 code for a protein of 445 amino acids.